AUGGCUCCCCUCCCAGCUACACACCGGGCACUCGUCCUCAACGCCAUCGGCGAGCCUCUCGAAGUCCAAACCAAACCCACCCCGCAAGCCACCCCUGGCAGCGCAGUGGUCAAGAUCCUCGCAGCCAAGAUCCUCUCCUACGGUGGCGACAUCUACAAUGGCAAGCGCAACUACCCGCUCCCAACACCCUUGGUACCAGGAUCUGGAGCAAUCGGCCGCGUCGCAGCCGUGGGCUCCGACGCAACGAGUCUCGCGGCCGGCGAUCUAGUCCUCGUCGACAUCUACCUCCGGGGCCGCGACGAUCCCAGCAUAGCCGCGCUUUCGGGAGUUCAUGAGGGACACACCGAGACCAGUGCGCGGCUUAUGCGCGGAGAAUGGCGCGACUCGACGUAUGCGGAGUACGCGAAGAUGCCGCUGGAGAACUGCUACAAGCUCGACGAGAAGCGGCUGCUCGGGCCGACUACUGCAGGCGGGUUGGGGUAUACGGUUGAAGACCUGCUGGCCAUGUUGGUGCAUCCUGUUCCAUUCGGCGGGCUGCGGUGCAUCGGGAUAGAGCCUGGCGACAAGGUCAUUGUUAGUCCUGCGACGGGCCCAUUUGGGAGCUCGGCGGUGCAGGUGGCGUUGGCGAUGGGCGCUAGUGUUGUUGCGAUGGGGCGCAACAUGGACGCGCUGAGGAAGCUUCAGGCGAUCUGUGCGGAAGACCGGGUCCAGCUGGUCCAGAUUACCAACGACCAGCAGCAGGAGAUGGAGGCGCUGGCGAAGUGUGGCCCGGCCGAUGCGUUCUUCGAUAUCUCCCCGCCGGCGGCAGCAGGAUCAAGUCAUCUCCGGAGCGGGAUGUUAUCGCUCAAGCACUCGGGCCGCGUGUGUCUGAUGGGAUCUGGAAUCGGGGAUGUGGCCAUCCCGGUUGCGGCGUUGGCGUAUAAGAACCUCACGAUCAAAGGGAAGUGGAUGUAUGAGCGGGCGGAUAUCCUGAAGAUGAUCCAGAUGGUGGAGGGCGGGAUGUUGAAGCUGGGCAGUCAGGCGGGUUGGGUGACUGCUGGGAGAUAUCGGUUGGAGCAGUGGGAGGAGGCAUUUGCCUGCGCCAGCCAAUCUGCGGGACCGGGGCAGCGGGUGUUGUUCGAGUUUAGCUAG
This is a messenger RNA of Penicillium riverlandense, 1131 nucleotides long. RefSeq lists its product as uncharacterized. The transcript has a single exon. NCBI's taxonomy places the organism in Eukaryota, Fungi, Ascomycota, Eurotiomycetes, Eurotiales, Aspergillaceae. The record is from RefSeq and is a predicted model, not a curated record. Gene Ontology annotation, cellular component: mitochondrion. Bases 1 to 1131 code for a protein of 376 amino acids. Gene Ontology annotation, molecular function: oxidoreductase activity.